AUGUCACUGUUCACGUCAUCCUUGCAGCUGGACUUCUUGUUCGAGUGGGCUCUUUUGUGCAGUAGAAUUUCUUCUUUAGUCAGACUCUUAGGCAGUUGUAUUAUGGAAGCUGCAUUUAAUUCCAGGAAAUCUCUUUUGGCAGUUAGGCUUCAUGUUCAACUGGAAAGCUUCAAAGUACUUGCAAUUAGAGAGGUCGGUUCAGCUUUGGAGAUAAAUUUGAUAACUGGGGUGAAUCAGAACUGCCUAUUGUAUGAAAUUUUCAGUGUUCUUCGGGAAGAAGGUGCUGAAGUUCUAACUGCUAGCUGA
Molecule: messenger RNA, 306 nt
Organism: Ilex paraguariensis (yerba mate)
Lineage: Eukaryota; Viridiplantae; Streptophyta; Magnoliopsida; Aquifoliales; Aquifoliaceae
Source: the annotation of a GenBank genome assembly